Molecule: messenger RNA, 979 nt
Organism: Micromonas pusilla CCMP1545
Lineage: Eukaryota; Viridiplantae; Chlorophyta; Mamiellophyceae; Mamiellales; Mamiellaceae
Exons: 2
Coding region: 59-868 (269 amino acids)
Source: RefSeq, a predicted model, not a curated record
CGCGCGGGACGCACGUCUCGAGCCGCGCGGACCCUCGAGACCCCGUCGCGAGCUCACGAUGGCUCUUCGCAAAGCUCUCGCGCGCGCGACCGCGCUCCGCGCGAUGGCGGCGUGCCCCGUCUCCGCGCGCGGCGCGGCGACGACGACGACGACGACGAUCGGUCGCGCCUCGGCCGACGCGACCGCGAGCGCGCUCGCGCGAUCCCACGCCCACGGCGGCGCGGUCGCCGCCGUCGCGCGCGCGCGGCGCGCGAUCACCACGCGCAACCAAGUCGAGAACGAGAUCUACGACCGCUCGAGGCAGGAGAUCCCGCUCGGGAACCGCGUGCCGAGCACCGCGGUGGACGCGUGGAUCGCCCCGAACGCGACGAUCGCGGGGGACGUCGACGUCGGGAACUCGUCCACGGUGUGGCACGGCGCGGUCUUGAAGGGGGACCUCGGCGCGGUUCGCGUCGCGGGGUGGACGAACAUCAUGGAGAAGGUCGUCAUCGACGCCGCGGGAGCCGCCGCGCGCAUCGGCCAGCACGUCACCAUCGGCGCGUGCACCUCGAUCAGCGCGGCGACGGUCGAGAACAACGUCCUCGUCGGCGCGCGGUCGGUGCUCUCCCCUGGGUCGCACGUGGAGUCCAACGCGAUCCUCGAAGCCGGGAGCGUCGUGGAGGAGAACCAGCUCAUCCCGAGCGGGCAGCGUUGGGGGGGCAACCCGGCGAGGUUCAUCGCGGACGUCGACGGGAACGAAGCGAAGGAGAUCGUGACGAUCGGGGACGACAUCCGCGGGGCGGCGGAGGACCACGCGGAUCAGACGUUGCCGUGGGGGAACGCGUACUGGCAGACGGAGAAACUUCGCGCGUCGUUGCUCAAGGAGUGAGCGACGAGACGCCGAGAAGCGAUCGAGGAGGGAGGCGACGUCGCGCGGAGUGGAGUGGCGGGCGAGUGAGUGAUCGCCGCCGUUUGUAAUUUCAUCUAUAAUCGAUCAUCU